ACUUGCUACCAAAAAUUGCAGUUGGUGGAGUUGUUUUAGCCAAAAAGGCAACAGGGCAAUUAGGCCGAUGGGAGUUUCAGUGGGGAAGAAGGAUCGCAGACGCAGACAAACUCAAAUAAUGUGUGGUAAAAGUAAAUCGAAUUAAAGAUUUUUUUUAAAAGAGAGGUGUAUCUUGCGCCGCAUGUUACUCUCUUUGGAUAUUAUUGUUGUUGUUUUUUAUCAUCGGAGCCAACACCACAUAGAGUUUUGUGGGUUGUUUGAAAAUGUCCCAGAAGAGGCAACAAGACGAUUGCAAGGCUAAGGCAGAAGGGAAUAGUCCAGAGGACAAGCGAAGGAAAGUUCUUACUUUCAAGAAGGUGGUUCAGGAGGUUAUGAAGAUACGGUCUGUUCAGCGUUUACUGGAGCCAGUUUUGGAGCCUCUCAUUCGUAGGGUGGUGAAAGAGGAAGUUGAGUCAGCUCUAAAGAAACAUUUGGUUACUGUCAAAUGGAGUAACGGGAAAGAGAUACAUGCUCUUGAAUCAAGAAGCUUUCAACUGAAGUUUGUAAAUAAUCUUUCUCUUCCUGUGUUUACUGGGGCUCGAAUUGAAGGAGAUGAUUCUGCUAUUAAAAUAGCUCUUGUUGAUACUCUUACUGGGCAAAUUGUUUCCUCUGGUCCUGAAUCCUCUGCCAAGGUGGAAAUUGUUGUUCUGGAAGGUGACUUUGAUGGUGAUGAGGCUGAAAAUUGGACAGUUGAAGAGUUUAAAAACAACAUUGUGAGAGAGAGAGAGGGAAAGAAACCCCUUCUAACAGGAGAUGCAUUUUUUACUCUUAAGGAUGGUAUUGGUGUGGUGGGUGAGAUUUCAUUUUCUGAUAACUCAAGCUGGACCAGGAGUCGUAGAUUUAGACUUGGGGCACGAGUGGUGGAUAACUCAGAUGGAACUAGAAUAAGGGAAGCAAAGACAGAAUCCUUCAUUGUUAGGGAUCACCGAGGGGAACUGUACAAGAAGCACCACCCUCCUAACCUGUUUGAUGAAGUUUGGAGAUUAGAAAAGAUUGGAAAAGAUGGAGCUUUCCACAAGCGUUUGACUCGAGAAAGUAUAUUGACUGUCAAGGAUUUCUUGACCUUGCUCAUAUUAGACCCUCCAAGGCUUCGACAUAUUCUUGGAACAGGUAUGUCAGCGAAGAUGUGGGAAGUCACUGUGGACCAUGCUCGGACAUGUGUACUUGAUAAGAGGACGUUCUUGUAUUGCCCGCCUGGUUCUCAACAGAAAUCUGGUGUGGUCUUCAAUGUCGUGGGACAAGUGAUGGGAUUACUUUCAGAAUGCCAGUAUGCCCCCGUUGAUAAGCUGUCUGAAACCCAAAAGGUUGAAGCUCAAAGCUUGGUAAUUACUGCAUAUAAACAUUGGGAUGAAGUAAUCUCUUUUGAGGAUGAAGCCUCCCUCAUGGGUUCCUCUCUGCAAGUAACUAAUGCUGUUUGCACAUCAAGCUCACCCAUGACUGAUAUCUCUGAUGGGAGCAAGACUUUGGCUUCCCAGAAGAUGGGCGGAUUUGAUUACACACAACUGAAUGCCCCUUCUCCUGACAUUAUGUCAUCCAUUUAUUCAGUUGGUAGUGUGACUGGCUUGGAUGAUUAUGGUUUACACAGUAUUGAAAAUAUGGGGCUCAGAUAUGACCAGACGAUGAGUUAUCCUGGUCAAGUCAGCAACUCCCUGAUCUGUGAUACAGAGUCCAUCACUCAUUCUUUCUGUGACGAGGAUCAUCUGCGUUUCUUUGAUACUGAUCUUCAAUCUCAGAGUAUCACUUUGGAAACACAGGCUGAUCUACAAAGUGCAGUUGAUGGCUUCUUAAGACAUUCUACCAAUGGUAGAACUGCUCAGAUUAGAUGGACAAAGUUAUUUAGUGUGCUGAAAUUUUUCUCUGUAAGGAAAGUUGUGGCCAAAAGAACAACUUCUCUUCCUAGAUACACUGAUGGAAUGUGAAAUUUGGUUUCAUUUUGGUAGCAAGUGUUAUACUGAGAGCUGCCCAAUUAAGUUUUGUGUGCAGUUGUAGUUGAUUCAGCUCAUGGUUCAUAAAAUUUGGUUCUGCUUUCUGAAGAUGAAAAUAAAGCAUUAGAUUGUAGAUAUGUAAAUGUACAGAAAGUUAUUAUUAGGCUUAGAUUUCUCACUGUAAACUUUCAGUUGCUUCAUUUGAAGCGCCAAUGUUCAUUUGAGAGCUUCAAUGUUUUGGCAGUAGCUGUCAUGUUGGUUAUCAUUUUGUACGACUGCAUUUUGGUAAAUAAAGGCCAAGUGUUUUAUUUCUUGCUUUCA
This is a messenger RNA of Mangifera indica (mango), 2285 nucleotides long. RefSeq names its product calmodulin-binding protein 60 A-like. Gene Ontology annotation, cellular component: nucleus. Gene Ontology annotation, molecular function: calmodulin binding; sequence-specific DNA binding; DNA-binding transcription factor activity. Gene Ontology annotation, biological process: regulation of salicylic acid biosynthetic process. The record is from RefSeq and is a predicted model, not a curated record. Bases 264 to 1958 code for a protein of 564 amino acids. The transcript has 8 exons. NCBI's taxonomy places the organism in Eukaryota, Viridiplantae, Streptophyta, Magnoliopsida, Sapindales, Anacardiaceae.